This is a messenger RNA of Coregonus sp. 'balchen', 14563 nucleotides long. The record is from the annotation of a GenBank genome assembly. Lineage: Eukaryota; Metazoa; Chordata; Actinopteri; Salmoniformes; Salmonidae.
AUGACCCUGGGGCGCCAAGCCCGGCCCUACCCGCUGAACCCGGGCAAUGCCCACCCGGCGGACCAACCUUACUAUGCCCAGCGAAGCUCCUUCCAGUCUGAGUGCGGGCCCUACCCUGACCCGGCUAGCAGCACCUUCCCCCGAAGACACUACAGCUCCCACCACGAACUGAAGGAUGAGUGUGCUGUGGUGCCUUACACCGGAGGCCAGGGGGGAAGCGUUAAGGGGGGCGGUGGUGGUGGUGGCAGCUGCAACAACAACCGCAUCCCCCCCAACCUUCUGGAGCAGUUUGAACGGCAGGCACCAGUGCGCCACGACGGCUACCACACACUGCAGUACAAGUGCACAGCAGUGGAGCACCAACGAAGCGACAGUCCUGGGAGGAUCAGGCAUCUUGUCCACUCGGUCCAGAAGCUCUUCACCAAGUCCCACUCCCUGGAAGGCCCGUCCGGGGAUAGGAUGAACGGGGGCAAGGCCAGCCCUGACGACCCGCCCUCCCACUCGGGCACCCUGAAGCACAGCAGCAAGCGCAGCAAGAGCAAAGACCGCAGCAGGUCGGAGCCCAAGAUGCGCUCUGCCAUCUCGGGCUACUGGAGUUCGGACGACACCCUGGACCGCGAGGUGUGCCUGUACCACCAUCACAGCCCCAUCCCUGGAGGCAUGCCCUCGGGGGUGAUGACCAUGGGCCGCCACCCAGGCAAGUCCCAGUCGCAGUACUUCAUGGAGCAGUACAACACCAUCAGCGCCCACUCGCUGAAGACGUCACGAAGCAACAACGACGUCAAGUGUUCCACGUGCGCUGGGUUGCCAGGCCUGGGCAUGGGGAUGGACGGGACUGGCCAGCUGAUGAAGAAGAGCUUGUGGUCGUCAACGCUGACGGUCAGUAGGGCCAGGGAGGUCUACCAGAAGGCAUCGGUCAACCUGGACAAAGCCCUGGUCAAGGCUGAGACCUGCAAGCAGGGAGGGCGCCAGACCUGUCAGUUCCUCCAGGUAUGACAACAACCCUUCUUCACCUCCAAACCUCCAUCUUCACACCUCCAUCUCCAUUCAUCCAUCCAUUCAUCCAUAUCCUCCCAGAGAUUCAUAUGCGUCGUGUGUGGAGACACCUGGCCGACUGCAUGUCCACUUGUCCCUUGAGGCAGAGAGAAAGCGGUAGAGGAGGGGCAGACUUACUCUCUCUCUAUCGCUAUCCAUGUCCUCGCAGACUGAUAUGUGAAGUGGAGGCCCCUGCAUGUCCACUGUCCCUUAAGGCAGAGAGAGAGGAGAGGAGGAGCAGACUUACUUUCUCUCUCUAUCAGACACGCUUAGGGGACAUAAGUGUUGCAUGUGAGAUGUCCUCAUAAGUGUUGAAUGUGAGAUAAAUCAAAUCAACAUUUAUUUGUUGCAUACACUGAUUUAGCAGAUCUUAAUAAAGCAGGUGCAGCUAAAUGCUUUUGUUCCUAACUCCAGCAGUGCAGUAAAUGUCUAACAGUACAAUACUAAUACACAAAUAAUCCCAAGAAAAAGAAAAGAAAAAAAGAGAUUAAGAAAUAUCAGAACAAGCAAUAUCAGAAUGAGCAAUGUCAGAGUCCAGGAUAUAGAAAUGUAGUGUGUAUGGACAAUAUAUAAGUAGGAAUAAGGUUGUACAGCAGUAGUUAUAUAGGAUGAGCUGUGACGAGAAUACAGUGUGUACAUACAGUAUAAAGUGAGUAAAUCAAUUAGAUACAUUUUUCAGAGAUCAAAUUUCCACAGAAUAAUGUUGCAUGAAUGUUAGUUUCUGUAGGAACAGAUAAGAUUAUUUCAGAACAAUAAGCAUUAUGUUAACAUUAUUAAACAUUAUCUUCAUUUGUGUUGAAUGUGAGACGUCCUCAUUUGUGUCAAAUGUGAGACGUCCUCAUUUGUGUCAAAUGUGAGACGUCCUCAUUUGUGUCAAAUGUGAGACGUCCUCAUUUGUGUCAAAUGUGAGACUUCAUCUUCCUCACCUGUUAAACAUCAUGCAUCCUAUUCCAUAUCAUCCCUGGUUGUGGACCCCAUUCCAUUUAUCUCAUGUCCUUUACAUUGUUACAUGUCUGUUUAUUUGUAAUGUCUUGUGAUAGCUGAUUUGGUUCUGGGUGCUGAGAUACAGUGCCUUCUGAAAGUAUUCAGACCCCUUGACGUUUUCCACAUUUUGUUAGGUUACAGCCUUAUUCUACAAAUGUUUUGUUUUUUUAUCCUCAUCAAUCUACACACAAUAUCCCAUAAUAACAAAGCAAAAACCGUUUUUUUUUUUACAUAUUUGCUAAUCUAUUAAAAAUAAAAAACUGAAAUAUAUCAUUUACAUAAGUAUUCAGACCGUUUACUCAGCAAUUUGUUGAAGCACCUUUGGCAGUGAUUACAGCCUUGAUUCUUAUUGGCUCUGACGCUAUAAGCUUGGCACACCUGUAUUUGGGGAGUUUCUCUCAUUCUUCUCUGCAGUUCGUCUCAAGAUCUGUCAGGUUGGAUGGGGAGUGUUGCUGCACAGCUAUUUUCAGGUCUCUCCAGAGAUGUUUGAUCGGGUUCAAGUCCGGGCUCUGGCUGGGCCACUCAAGGACAUUCAGAGACUUGUCCCGAAGCCACUCCUGCGUUGUCUUGGCUGUGUGCUUAUGGUUGUUGUCCUGUUGGAAGGUGAACCUUCGCCCCAGUCUGAGGUCCUGAGCGCUCUGGAGCAGGUUUUCAUCAAGGACCUCUCUGUACUUUGCUCUGUUAAUCUUUGCCUCGAUCCUGACUGGUCUCCCAGUCCCUGCUGCUGAAAAACAUCCCCACAGCAUGAUUCUGCCACCACCAUGCUUCACCGUAGGGAUGGUGCCAGGUUUCCUCCAGACGUGAUGCUUGGCUUUCAGGCCAAAGAGUUCAAUCGUGGUUUCAUCAGACCAGAGAAUCGUGUUUCUCAUGGUCUGAGAGUCUUUAGGUGCCUUUUGGCAAACUCCAAGCGGGCUGUCAUGUGCCUUCUACUGAAGAGUGGCUUCCUUCUGGCCACUCUACCAUAAAAGCCUGAUUGGUGGAGGACUGCAGAGAUGGUUGUCCUUCUGGAAGGUUCUCCCAUCUCCACAGAGGAACUCUAGAGCUCUGUCAGAGUAACCAUUGGGUUCUUGGUCACCUCCCUGACCAAGGCCCUUCUCCCCCGAUUACUCAGUUUGGCCGGGCGGCCAGCUCUAGGAAGAGUGUUGGUGGUUCCAAACUUCUUCCAUUUAAGAAUGAUGGAGGCCACUGUGUUCUUGCGGACCUUCAAUGCUGCAAACAUUUUUUGGUACCCUUCCCCAGAUCUGUGCCUCGACACAAUCCUGUCUCGGUGCUCUACGGACAAUUCCUUCAACCUCAUGGCUUGGUGUUUGCUCUGACAUGCACUGUCAACUGUGGGACCUUAUAUAGACAGGUGUGUGCCUUUCCAAAUCAUGUCCAAUCAAUUGAAUUUACCACAGGUGGACUCCAAUCAAGUUGUACAAACAUAUCAAGGAUGAUCAAUGGAAACAGGAUGCGCCUGAGCUCAAUUUCGAGUCUCAUAGCAAAGGGUCUGAAUACUUAUGUAAAUAAGCUAUUUUUAUUUUUUAUAAAUUUGUAAAAAUGUCUAAACCUGUUUUCGCUUUGUCAUUAUGAGGUAUGGUGUGUGGAUUACAGAGGAUUUGUAUUUAUUUUAUCAAUUUUAAAAUAAGGCUGUAACGUAACAAAAUGUGGAAAAAGUCAAGGGGUCUGAAUACUUUCCAAAGGCACUGUAAGUGUGUUUGUUCUUGUAGAUGUCCAUGUAGAAUGAUUACUUGUGGAGUCAUUACUUAUGUAUACCUACUGGAUUAGCCUUUAAGCUGAUAUUUUACAAUCACUGCAUGCAGUAUAUUUACUUGGAAAUCAGCAUUAUCCCAUACACAGUACCUGUAGCCUCUCUUACACAGUAGCUUCCAUAUUCACAUUGUGGUGUGUCUUAAAUUACACCUUAUUCUCUAUAUACAGUGGGAAGAACAAGUAUUUGAUACACUGCCGAUUUUGCAGGUUUUCCUACUUACAAAGCAUGUAGAGGUCUGUAAUUGUUAUCAUAGGUACACAUCAACUGUGAGAGACGGAAUCUAAAACAAAAAUCCAGAAAAUCACAUUGUAUCAUUUUUAAUUAAUUAUUUUGCAUUUUAUUGCAUGACAUAAGUAUUUGAUCACCUACCAACCAGUAAGAAUUCCGGCUCUCACAGACCUGUUAGUUUUUCUUUAAGAAGCCCUCCUGUUCUCCACUCAUUACCUGUAUUAACUGCACCUGUUUGAACUCGUUACUUGUAUAAAAUACACCUGUCCACACACUCAAUCAAACAGACUCCAACCUCUCCACAAUAGCCAAGACCAGAGAGCUGUGUAAGGACAUCAGGGAUAAAAUUGUAGACCUGCACAAGGCUGGGAUGGUCUACAGGACAAUAGGCAAGCAGCUUGGUGAGAAGGCAACAACUGUUGGCGCAAUUAUUAGAAAAUGGAAGAAGUUCAAGAUAACGGUCAAUCACCCUCGGUCUGGGGCUCCAUGCAAGAUCUCACCUCGUGGGGCAUCAAUGAUCACGAGGAAGGUGAGGGAUCAGCCCAGAACUACACGGCAGGACCUGGUCAAUGACCUGAAGAGAGCUGGGACCACAGUCUCAAAGAAAACCAUUAGUAACACACUACGCCGUCAUGGAUUAAAAUCCUGCAGUGCAUGCAAGGUCCCCCUGCUCAAGCCAGCGCAUGUCCAGGCCCAUCUGAAGUUUGCCAAUGACCAUCUGGAUGAUCCAGAGGAGGAAUGGGAGAAGGUCAUGUGGUCUGAUGAGACCAAAAUAGAGCUUUUUGGUCUAAACUCCACUCGCCGUGUUUGGAGGAAGAAGAAGGAUGAGUACAACCCCAAGAACACCAUCCCAACCAUGAAGCAUGGAGGUGGAAACAUCAUUCUUUGGGGAUGCUUUUCUGCAAAGGGGACAGGACGACUGCACCUUAUUGAGGGGAGGAUGGAUGGGGCCAUGUAUCGCGAGAUCUUGGCCAACAACCUCCUUCCCUCAGUAAGAGCAUUGAAGAUGGGUCGUGGCUGGGUCUUCCAGCAUGACAACGACCCGAAACACACAGCCAGGGUAACUAAGGAGUGGCUCCGUAAGAAGCAUCUCAAGGUCCUGGAGUGGCCUAGCCAGUCUCCAGACCUGAACACCAUAGAACAUCUUUGGAGGGAUCUGAAAGUCUGUAUUGCCCAGCGACAGCCACGAAACCUGAAGGAUCUGGAGAAGGUCUGUAUGGAGGAGUGGGCCAAAAUCCCUACUGCAGUGUGUGCAAACCUGGUCAAGACCUACAGGAAACAUAUGAUCUCUGUAAUUGCAAACAAAGGUUUCUGUACCAAAUAUUAAGUUCUGCUUUUCUGAUGUAUCAAAUACUUAUGUCAUGCAAUGAAAUGCAAAUUAAUUACUUAAAAAUCAUACAAUGUGAUUUUCUGGAUUUUUGUUUUAGAUUCCGUCUCUCACAGUUGAAGUGUACCUAUGAUAAAAAUUACAGACCUCUACAUUCUUUGUAAGUAGGAAAACCUGCAAAAUCGGCAGUGUAUCAAAUACUUGUUCUCCCCACUGUAGUGCACUAUUCUUGACCAGGGCCCUAUGGGAAUCAUGUGCCAUUUGGCACACGGAUAUAGUGUGAAAGAGCUGGAGUGGUAGAAGGGCUGCUGACGUGAGAUGAGAGAGGGAAAAACAGAACUACUGAAAAGAGGAGAAAAGCACAUAUCCCCUAGCCUGGUGGCACCACUAUGCUCUCUCUGUUUGUUUGGGAGAAGAUGAAAGAGGAAGGGAUUCAACUCAGAUACAUCCCCUCAUCUGACUUGGUGAGCUGCAAACAGAAGGGGGCAGGAGAGAAAGAGAGGGACUGAGAGAGAGAGCGAGAAUGAGAGACAGAGGGAGAAUGGGGACUGAGAGAGAGAGAGGGAGAAUGGGGACUGAGAGAGAGAGAGGGAGAAUGGGGACUGAGAGGGAGAAUGGUGACUGAGAGAGAGGGAGAAUGGGGACUGAGAGAUAGAGGGAGUUAGAAAGAAUGUAAAUGUAAACAUAUGUUUCAUAUGAUGACAUUUGAACACGCAACCUUUGGGUUGCUAGACGUUUGCAUUAUACGGUGACCCAUCCACCCCUACCAACCCCCCUACUUUCAUUUUUGCCUUAAAUAACCUUCUGUCUUAUGUAACCAUACCAAACAUAACAUAUCAUACCAUUUUGAGUGUCCCGGAUUUACAUUUACUAUGUAACAUCUAGUCUAUGAGACCAGGAUGCACGCACGCACACACACACAUACACACACACACACAAACACACUGAUGCUCAGCCAGCCAAACACCUCCCAAUGUAUCUCGGCCAGGGUCAAAGUUCAUCGGCAGUGUAUUGAACCUCUUUAAAAUGGCCGUACAGUGCUUCUGUACCUUAGUUUGCAUACAGAUUUUUCUCGGCCAUUCCAGCUCAGCUUUAUUUGGCAGGGUGUUCUUUUAGUUUCUGUUAUAGAUGAUGAGAGACAUUGGUGUAACAUUGGUCUCAUUCGAGUCCUCAUCAGACCCUAGAUGUCGUCGUUUUUGCUUGUUCGCCCCUGACGUCAAGGACAAGUGGUCUCCCUAGCUACCGGCCUGUUGAAUGAUUCUCCUGCCGUUGAUUAUUCAGACUCUUCGUCUCCAUCCCAAAUGGCACCCUAUUCCAUAGUGCACUACUUUUGACCAGAGCAUUAUGGGCCUUGGUCAAAAGUAGUGCACUAUAGAGGGAAUAUGGUACAAUUUGGGAUGCAUAUUUCUCUCUGAAACUCUCCUCUCUCCCUUUCACCUCCACGUUAGCUCCCCUAAAAGCCACUCACAUUGGAGACCAGCGCAGUGCUUGGCGGAACAAAACCUCCUUUGUUUUUCUCUCUCUCUUUCUUGCGGCGGCAGAGAGAGGGAGAGGGAGAGGGCUUCUUUGCUUGCCUCUUUUUUACACAUUCAUUAGAGUGUGUGAAAAGCACAGCACAGCCACUGCACAGACAGACAGGGUUUUUAGUCCAAACAAUUCACUCCUCAGUUUGAUAUGCGUCACUGGGAGGGAGCAGCACAACGGAGGGCCUCUAGUCUCUACACCCUGAUGGUAUGGUUUUAAUACACCCUAAUCAGGUGAACAUUAGCGCUUAGUGGUGUGACUUUAGCGGCUUGCUGUAUAUAGAGCCUUGUUUGGAUGGUGACCUGAGGCUGGGAAAGGGUCCGGGAGCGGUCAUAGUGUUUUGUCUGGUGGGUCAUCACUGUGAUAUAAGUCACCGCCCUGUUCUCACGGUCUCCGCCCCACAGGUACCCCAGGACGAGUGGAGUGGGGGGUUCUCUCCCCUGGGGAAGGACGAGGAGAUCCCAUGCCGGCGUAUGCGCAGCGGCAGCUACAUCAAGGCCAUGGCAGAGGAAGACAGCGGCGACUCAGACUGCAGCCCCAAGCCCUCGCCCAAGGUGCAGGCGCGCCGGGCCAGCUACCUGAAGGCCACACAGCCAUCACUCACCGAGAUGACCACCCUCAAGUGAGUAGAUACGUACACUGUAAGACGUUUCUGUAAUUUCAACAGUAAAACACUGUAGAAUGCACAGUAAAAUACCUUAAAUGUGUUUUACAGAAUUAAUUAUGGUGCAUUGUGGGGAAAUGUUGUGGAUGGGGAAAGAGCCUCUGACUCAUUAACCUCUUAAGGAUCGGACCCUUUUUUUCAAUUUUUGUCUAAAAUUACAUACCUAAAUCUAACUGCCUGUAGCUCAGGACCUGAAGCAAGGAUAUGCAUUUUCUUGAUGCCAUUUGAAAGGAAACACUGAAGUUUGUGGAAAUGUGAAAUUAAAGUAGGAGAAUAUAAUACAUUAGAUCUGGCAAAAGAUAAUACAAACAACAAAAAAACAUGUGUUUUCUAUUUAUUUAUUUAUUUUUUAUCAUCUUUGAAAUGCAAGAGAAAGGCCAUAAUAUCAUAUAGGAGUUUAGGCGCAAUUUCGAUAUUGGCCACUAGAUGGUAGCAGUGUGUGAAAGGUUUCAGAUUGUGUUUUAUUUAUUUAUUUAACUAGGCAAGUCAGUUAAGAACAAAUUCUUAUUUACAAUGACGACCUACACCGGCCAAACCCGGACGACGCUGGGCCAAUUGUGCGCCGCCCUAUGGGACUCCCAGUCACGGCCGGUUGUGAUACAGCCUGGAAUCGAACCAGGGGGUCUGUAGUGACGCCUCAAGCACUGAGAUACUGAGAUGCAGUGCCUUAGACCACUGCGCCACUCGGGAGAUUGAUCCAGUGAAGCAUUGCAAUACUGGACAAUUUUGUAUAAAGUCUGCCCAAAUGUGCCGAAUUGGUCAAUUGAUACAUUUUCAAGUACAUAACUAUAGAGAACAUACAGAAAUUAUAUGGUAAUACAAAAUGUAAGUUUACACACCCCCAGGAAUGUCAUACAAUAUGGAUCAUUAGCUUAUAUACUAACUUUCACAUAUCUAGAUGGCCAGGUGGGGUGAGUGUGGAGCCAGAGACAGCAAGGGUUCAAACUGUAGAACCCAGUUCCUACAUUUGAAUACAAAAAUUGAUUUUUAGAAAACAAAACUAUGCUACAUUUUAUCUCUGGGACCCUUAGGAUGCCAAAUCAGAGCAAGAUUACUGAAUGUAAGUACAUUAUUUACCUUCAGAGGUGAAUGUAUCAAACCAGUUGCUGUGAUACGUUUUCUUAUUGUUGUGCACUCUCCUAAAACAAUAGCAUGGUAUUUUUUCACUGUAAUAGCUACUGUAAAUUGGACAGUGCAGUUAGAUUGGAAAGUUUGCUAUUACUUAUAACAGUCAUGCUAAUCACAUUAGCGCACGUUAGCUCAACCAUCCCGUAUACGGGACACAAAUCCCAUAGAGGUUAACACAUUUUGUGCCUUGUAAAAGGCUCCAUUUGUUGCACCUGUGAGUGAGAAUGCUGCACCUCCACAUAAUACAGUAAUAUGCUGCAUUUUGGGAAUUCUACAAACCUUGUCCUGAAAAUCUACAGUAACUCACCGGCCAAUUACUUUCAGUAAUUUACUGUAAUUCAGAAUACAGUGUCAUAACGCAUUCGAGUCAAAAGUUUGGACACCCCUACUCAUUCAAGGGGUUUCUAUAAUUUUACUAUUUUCUACAUUGUAGAUAAUAGUGAAGACAUUAAAACUAUGAAAUAACAUUUUUGGGAUCAUGUAGUAACCAAAAAAGUGUUAACAAGAUUUUAUAUUUGAGAUUCUUCAAAUAGCCACCCUUUUCCUUUAUGACAGCUUUGCACACUCUUGACAUUCUCUCACCCAGCUUCACCUGGAAUGCUUUUCCAACAGUCUUGAAGGAGUUCCCACAUAUGCUGAGCACUUGUUGGCAGUUUUCCUUCACUCUGCCGUCCGACUCCCAAACCAUCUCAAUUGGGUUGAGGUCGGGGGAUUGUGGAGGCCAGGUCAUCUGAUGCAGCACUCCAUCACUCUACUUCUUGGUAAAAUAGCCCUUACACAGCCUGGAGGUGUGUUGGGUCAUUGUCCUAUUGAAAAAAAAUAUAUAGUCCCACUAAGCCCAAACCAGAUGGGAUGGCAUAUCACUGCAGAAUGCUGUGGUAGCCAUGCUGGUUAAGUGUGCCUUGAAUUCUAAAUAAAUCACAGACAGUGUCACCAGCAAAGCACCCCCACACCAUAACACCUCCUCCUCCAUGCUUUAUGGUGGGAACUACACAUGCGGAGUUCAUUCGUUCACCCACACCGCGUCUCACAAAGCCACGGCGGUUGGAAACAAAAAUCUCAAAUUUGGACCCCAGACUAAAGGACACAUUUCCACCAGUCUAAUGUCCAUUGCUCGUGUUUCUUGGCCCAAGCAGGUCUCUUCUUAUUAUUGGUGUCCUUUAGUAGUGGUUUCUUUGCAGCAAUUCGACCAUGAAGGCCUGAUUCACAAAGUCCCCUCUGAACAGUUGAUGUUGAGAUGUGUCUGUUACUUGAACUCUGUGAAGCAUUUAUUUGGGCUGCAAUUUCUGAGGCUGGUAACUCUAAUGAACUUAUCCUCUGCAGCAGAGGUAACUCUGGGUCUUCCAUUCCUGUGGCGGUCCUCAUGAGAGCCAGUUUCAUCAUAGCGCUUGAUGGUUUUUGCGACUGCACUUGAAGAAACUCAAAGUUCUUGACAUUUUGUCAUUUCUCUUUGCUUAUAUGAGCUUUUGCCAUAAUAUGGACUUGGUCUUUUACCAAAUAGGGCUAUCUUCUGUAUACCCCCCUACCUUGUCACAACACAACUGAUUGGCUCAAAUGCAUUAAGAAGGAAAUAAAUUCCACAAAUUAACUUUUUAAGAAGGCACACCUGUUAAUUUAAAUGCAUUCCAGGUGACUACCUCAUGAAGCUGGUUGAGAGAAUGCCAAGAGUGUGCAAAGCUGUCAUCAAGGCAAAGGGUGGCUACUUUGAAUAAUUGCAAAUAUAAAAUAUAUUUUGAUUUGUUUAACACUGUUUUGGUUACUACAUGAUUCCAAAUGUGUUAUUUCAUAGUUUCGAUGUCUUCACUAUUAUUCUAAAAUAGUAAAAAUAAAGAAAAACCCUUAAAUUAGUAGGUGUGUCCAAGCCUUUAACUGGUACUGUAUAUAUACUGUAUAUGUUUUUGUGUGUGUGUGUAUACAUGUCUGUCUGUCUGUCUGUCUCUGUCUGUCUGUCUGUCUGUCUGUCUGUCUGUCUAUCUAUGUCCUUAAUCAGUAUAAAGGAGGAAAUGUUGCUUACUUGUUUAGCAAAAUCAAAGCUGUAAUGCAUCCUGAUGUCUUUGCUUGCUGGUUCAGUAGGGCCCCCCAGAGACAACUGCAGUUCUUGACAGGUGAUUUUGCAGUCAGCAACCAUCUUCUGGUAGACAGACCGUUCACUCUGAACAAGCAGGAGAUGCUGCUCUUAAUUCUUCAGCUUGGCUGACUUAACAGCUUCUGGCAGAUUGGCAGAUCUGACGACCUUAUAGUUGUUCCUCUGGCACUGCCAGUACAGGUCUGUCCUGGGCUUAGUGCUUGAGAUGUGGGGCAGCAAUUUUCUCCACAAAUUCCUGAAGGAAGACAGCCCGACUACACAGAAGUUGAUAUGCCAUACAGAAGUAUUGUGAGAUCAAUAAAUGCAGUGCCAAUCAUGUUGGAGGUAAAUUAAAUAAUCAAAACGUGUUGUUCAUGCUUUACAUACCAUGUGUUGUCAUCGAUUCCUUGUAGAGACGCCACACUGCUGCUUUUGUCACAUGAGAUGGCAGCAGCUUUCCACCAAAGUGUUUGUGUCCUGGGUGGCAUCCUGUUAAUACUAUUGCAUUAUCCUCUGUGUAGUUGUUGAUGAAGUUCACAACUCGCUGCAAGUCCUCAUGCUUCAGGUGUAACCUGUGCUUGCUUGGGCCAGCUCUCUUUUUGAUGGGAGACAUUAGACCAUUCUCCUUGUAUGACUAGUGGAGGAGAGUCAGGAGUGUUCUACUGAUGCUGAAAGACACAUUUUAGAUACAAAUAUUUUAGAGUUUUAUACAAUAGAGAGCCGUAAUCACCGUCAGACACACCUGGCUAACUUGAUGGGUCAUGUAAUCAUCUGGUGAAGUGGAGUCAUUUGUUUAGACAUGUAGCUAGCUAGCUAAACAAUGAACUAUAAUCCCAAUAACUAGCAAUGGAAAUGGCUUACUGAGAUAAUAAGAAUACACAGAUCAUACGCAUAAUGUUAGCUAGUGAGCCAGCCAUCUAACAUCAGCUCGCUAGCUAACAAUACGCUUUAACUUGGGGUCUUUUGUUUAGACAUGUGCCUAGCUAGCUAGCUAAACAAUUAACCAUAAUCCCAAUCCAUAGAGUACUAGCAAUACAAACUAAUUGUCAUAGCUAGCUAAGGUUAACCAAAUAGGUUCAAUGUUAGCUAGUUAUUAUUUGAGAACAUUUUUAAAAACUGACCCCGCUGACGCUGUACAUUAAAGUGUGACAUGUCACGAUAUUCAGUCAUUCUGUGCCGGACAGCCUCUUUCCACCAGGUGUAGCGCUUCCCUUGCAGAUUUAAAAACAAGAAAUGAUCAAUGGUGAGUGUAAUGGUGAGUGUAAAGUUAAUUACUUGUGAGUUUGUCAAUAGUUAAUUAAAUCAAUUGUUAAUUUUUCGCAUAAUCAAUGCAAGCCUUCAUGACUCUCAAAAACCGUGACACCCACAGUUUAAUUGUGAAGAUAAAUUUAGCGCCUCCCUAAAAACCCUAUUUAAAUUCGACACAAACCUUAAAAUAGGUAUAUAAUGAGACAUUAUAUAAACUCUUUAUAGUGUUUUAUUUACAUUUUAGAGGUGAUAAGUUGGACAAAUCGAGUGAAAAAAGCCAGUUCCCCACACGACAUAUCUCCCCCUUUCACUAUGACGCAGUAGCUUUCGCUUCCCCACCCACCAUUUAAAAAAAGACCCGGCGGAGCUCCAUUGCUUUCUUCGAUCAUGCAGAGAAGGGCAGCGUGAAGGUCUCGUCAUUGACUUUGCUGGAAAGGGGAGAAAUUGUGCUUUACAAUGGUAUUCAUAUUACAGUUUUUGGGGUGCUAAAAUAAGGUUAAAUGUAUGGAACAGCGCGUUGUACAAAAGUGCGUUAGCUAACGUUAAUAUCUGAACCUGUAGCCAGACUCUUACCCGUAUACAUGGAUGAACGCUUCACGGCAGACUGCAACCCCUUUCAUUAAAUAAGACGUCCUGUGUCGUUUCUGUUUUUGUUUGUACAACUUGCUUGGCUCGUUGUGUCAAGUCACUCUGGUUCACACUGGCCGUGUGCAAUGCCAUAUGAAUCAUCAGAUCUUUCUCCCUCUCUGUCACGGAUGCCAUGGUUGCCCUUAGUUUGAAGAUGUAAUCCGGACACAGGUGUUUUAUACAACAGCCUUCUGUGUUCUCUUUUCGACUCCCUCUGCAUUUGCAAUCAAACGGCAGAAUUGUAUUAAUCUCCUUAGCAUACGUUGCUUCUACCAGACAUUCUACUGAUUUCAAAACUCCAUCAACUUCUUCUGCGACAACAACACUGUUGAUCGUCGUUACACGGCAGACCAAUCCGAAACUCAUCUCUCGGCAUGUCCAGCCCAUUCAUUAUCUCAGCCAAUCAUGGCUAGUGGGAAGGUUCCUGUCUUUUUCUGUUGCUAAAUCAACUAGGCUCGUAAUUUAACAACUGUAUUUGUAUUUACAGAUGGCAUAUACGUUUGUUAUUAAGGCACAUGACAGUUCAAAUGUUCGAGAAGGCAUUUCUGCCAAGAAAUGCAUUUUGAUAAAACAUUUAAAUAAACGUUGAAAUGCCUCUCCUGUGAAGCUUUUGUUUAGGCCUCUAGAAGUGCAAGUCAUAUAAAACACCUAGUAUUCAUUAAUAUGCUUUAAUUUACAAAUGCCUAGCAGCCAACCUGCUUGCUACAAUCCCUUGUAAUUACAGUAAAAUACUAUUAAAAUAACUUUCUUACAGUUUAUUAGUCACUUUUUACAGUAUUUUACUGUGUUUCGUUGCUUUGACAUCAUAUUCAUUUACAGGAAGCUUUCAUCAAUUUACCAUCUCAGUAAUGUAUUGGCACUAUCCAGAGAUAGUCAGAUAUAUCAUAAGAUAUCUUGUUGUAAUUACAAUUAUUCUUGAAGACCAGUUUAUCCUUAACUAUAACAACAUUUUCAGUAAUGGUUAGCGAAACCUUUUACUUGCUAUGACUGUGAUAUGUGUUAUUUAUUUUUUAUAAACCUUUGUUUAUAAACUGUAAGUUGCCAAGGACAAGAGCGCCCGCUAAAUGACCAAUAAAUGUAGUAAAAAUGAAAACUUGCAAAGAACACUGGGUAACAUGUUACUGGGUAAUUACAGUAAUAUGCUGUAAUUGGUACUGUAAAUUCGAUUACAGUAACAUGUUUGGAACUGUGAAAUAAAUUGCCAAUUGCUGCCAGUAAGAUACUGUAAGUUUGACAGGAAAUGUUUUACAGUGUACUAGGGGAAAUAACAGCGUGUGUGUGUACAUGCGUCUGCGUGUGUGCGUGUGUAUGCGUGCUUGCAUGUGUACAGUCCAUGCAAAUGCAUUCAUGGCUGUUACAUUAUUUCCAAUGACACAGCAUGUUUUUGUUUUGUGUAAGUGUGUGUGUUCUGUGUGUGUGGUGGCGGAGAUGAUGGGUGGAUACUUUGGGUUUGGAGCAGGUGAUUCAAAGCUGUUGCCUCAUACAGCAUACGUCCUAAGUGGCCCUAUGGGCACUAAAUAUGGAAUAGGGUGCCAUUUGGGACACACCCAGUAUAUGGAAUUUGUUUGUUAGUAUCCAUGACCCUCACUGACCUGAGCUCUGAUUCCAUGGUUCAUGUUUAUGCUCAGUAUGCACAUUAAUUUGUAUGGUUGGAUUCUCCUUCUACAUGGAACGCAACAUGAUUGAAAAUGACAGAUUUAUGGAUUCAGACCCUCCUGUGUCUGACAGUCUGUCAGGCAGGGACAGACUGGGACCCGACUGGGACCCACACUGGACCAUUUUCUUCCUCGAAGCCCCCAUUAAUUAGCCAAAUAAUGAUCAUUAUGUGCAAACCCCCCCAAUUUAGACAGGCCCACUGGGCCAAAGUUGGACCAACCCAUGGCCAGUUCGUUUAUGCUGUCAGGUGACCUGUAUUACAAGUAAAUUAAUUUAUCUUCCCUUCAAGAUAUGUUUCUCUCUCUGUUAACUUCCAAGGUUUAA